Messenger RNA from Clarias gariepinus (North African catfish), 1282 nucleotides. RefSeq names its product mediator of RNA polymerase II transcription, subunit 18 homolog (yeast) (gene med18). Gene Ontology annotation, cellular component: mediator complex; core mediator complex. Gene Ontology annotation, molecular function: transcription coregulator activity. Gene Ontology annotation, biological process: termination of RNA polymerase II transcription; regulation of transcription by RNA polymerase II. Lineage: Eukaryota; Metazoa; Chordata; Actinopteri; Siluriformes; Clariidae. The record is from RefSeq and is a predicted model, not a curated record. The transcript has 4 exons. The coding region runs from base 355 to 981 and encodes 208 amino acids.
AGUCGGACAGAUCCGCUGUAUCCCAGAUGCACCUGUAAGUGCCUUCUUUAGCAUUUUUGCGGGAUCUGGCACCCCUGGUAGAUGUCAACUGGGCAUGCGCACGAUAACGGCCGCUAAAAUUGACCAGUUAGUGCUGGCGGCGCGGCCUUCUCAGCCUCGGUGUGGAUUUGAGCACUUGGCGGAUCGGAGCGCUAUAACGCUGCAGGACACCGCGCUGUGGCUCUGCUAAACGCAUCUGACGGCACAGAUAAUAAUAAUAACAACUGACACAGCACGCUUUUCCCUCUAAAUUAAAUAAAUAAGACUAGCUAGUUGGCUAGUUUGUGCUCUGAAUCCUCACUGUGCAGUUUAGCAAUGGAAGCUCCACCAGUCACAGUCAUGCCUGUUACAGGCGGCACAAUUAAUAUGAUGGAGUACUUGUUACAAGGCAGUGUUCUGGACCAGUCCUUGGACAGUCUGCUCCAUCGGCUUAGAGGUUUAUGUGACAACAUCGAGCCAGAAAGCUUUGCUGAUCAUGAGCUUGUCUACCUUCUGAAAGGUCAGCAGGGAAAUCCAUUCAUCCUGCGAGCCAGACGAUCACUUGCUCACCCAACUGCUCCCUGGCACUUACGUUAUCUUGGGCAGCCGGAGGUGGGUGACAAGAGUCGCCACGCCUUAGUACGGAACUGUGUAGAUGUCGCUGCCUCACAUAGCCUGCCUGAUUUUUUAAAUGAGAUGGGUUUUCGAAUGGAUCACGAGUUUGUAGCCAAAGGCCAUAUUUUUCGCAAGGGGGCUCUCAAGGUGGUUGUGAGCAAACUGUCCCGAGUACUUGUGCCAGGCAACACGGAUAAUACUGAACCUUUGUCUCUGUCCUACCUAGUGGAACUUAGUGUGUUAGCACCAGCAGGGCAGGACACGGUGUCUGAAGACAUGCGUAGCUUUGCAGAGCAGCUUAAGCCAUUAGUACACUUGGAGAAAAUUGAUCCCAAAAGGCUCAUGUAGGUGCCAAAAGCCAUUCUGAUGUAACUUGAAGUGGCAGCUUUGAAUUGUGGCAUCACCUAAAAUAUCAAGUUUUAAAGUAGUAAAGUGACCAAGAUUGCAGGAUAUAGUCUAUUUAAUUUGCAGCUGGAAAAAAUUAUCCACGGCAACAGGAGCCUAUUUUUGAAAAUGAUUUAUUUUUUAUGAAUAAGAUGCACAAUUCUGUAUAUUGAUGUGCUAUUUAGUCUUAUCAAUAUCGUGUUAAAUGGUUGUAAAUGUUAUUUUCAGAAUAAAAAAAGUGCCUCAUUUGGCACUCUUUCUGUUA